AUGCUGCGGACGACAUCACGUUGCGCCCAGGGAAGUGUGGGCCGGAAUGCAUUUCUUGAGACACUUGCCCCAAAUCUUUCCCCUUUUCGAUUUUUCGCGUGUUGCCUCCACACUUCUAAGGCUUCGCAAGGUAAAGCAGCUGACUUUGCUGCUACCGAAUCCGCCCUUUUGACUGUCACCCUGACGAAUUAUCAAAGUCUAUUUGUGGGCUUCUUUCGAACUCAGGCAGCUGUGAGUAGUGUCGCAGUAGUAGCAGUCGCAUCAGCGGCAGCAGGAACACCAUCGACAACAGCACCACACACCGGUACGGUACCGUCAUCAAGCAGCAGAAGAAGCACGACGAAAACAAUCCGCACCAGGGUUGUAAAUCUUCGGGGCCGUAACGUAACUUUCACCACCCCAGCUAGGCAGUGUUUGAAAAGAAGAAAAGAAAAAAGUCUUCACCCUAGAAUCCGUCCAAUUCCAGGUCCUCCAAUCCGGCACAGGAACUUUCAUCGUCAUCAUACUUUUCUACAAUUUAGGCGUUACUACUACUCUCUACAAAGUACCUUUAUCCCCAGCGGUCUUUCACUGGAACGGGGAAACAUUGUGUGCGAAACGCUCGGGCAUCUCAGUAUCAUCAUACAGUUCCUUGCUGAAGAUCAGCCUCUUCAACUGCAGGUUGCCCCCCCAUCCCAUUACGAAACAGACACGUGCUUUGCUCUGAGUCUCAAUUUUUUGGAACGAGGAAAGGAAAAAAUUAAAAAUAACAAACCCACCCCAAACGAAGGCAACAGCCGGGUUCACGUUCUUCGUACCUCAAGCUUAAGACUCAUCAGUUCACAACCUAUUCUCCGCAUUUACCCCAUCCAGUCAUUCUUCUCUGAGCCCACCGUGGUGUCUUUGAGAUAA
This is a messenger RNA of Morchella importuna, 891 nucleotides long. RefSeq lists its product as uncharacterized. Bases 1 to 891 code for a protein of 296 amino acids. The record is from RefSeq and is a predicted model, not a curated record. Lineage: Eukaryota; Fungi; Ascomycota; Pezizomycetes; Pezizales; Morchellaceae. The transcript is spliced from 12 exons.